Molecule: messenger RNA, 1920 nt
Organism: Lycium ferocissimum
Lineage: Eukaryota; Viridiplantae; Streptophyta; Magnoliopsida; Solanales; Solanaceae
Exons: 13
Coding region: 1-1920 (639 amino acids)
Source: RefSeq, a predicted model, not a curated record
AUGCAUAUUGAGAAGAACUUUUUUGACAAUCUCAUGAACACGAUCCUUAACGUUCAAGGUAAAACAAAGGAUAAUUUGAAGUCAAGACUGGAUUUAGUUGAUAUAUGUGAUCGUUCAGAACUUCAUGUUGAUGAGAAUGGUAGGGCUCCUUUUCCCAUAUACCGACUUGAUGCAGAGGGAAAAAAUGCGUUCUUUGAUUGGAUUUCAAACGAUGUGGAGUUUCCAGACGCGCUCCUUCCGUUUGCUUUCAAGGAACUAUUACCACGAAAUGUUCAUGAAGCAAUUGCAGGGAUAAGUGCUUUCUUCCGCGAUUUAUGCACGAGAUCAGUGACUCUUGAAGGUAUUGAAAAUCUGAAGACUAACAUAGCCGUGAUUCAGUGCAACCUUGAGAAGAUAUUUCCUCCUCAUUUUUUGAUGUUAUGGAGCAUCUUGUUAUUCACCUGGAUUUUCAUGGCAGAAAAGCGGUUCGAAUAUAGAUACGCUACAGAGGCAGAACUAGAAGAAAUGAAGCAAAGAGAAUUUGCUGGAUGGAUGUUUACUUAUGUGUCUGCUGGUUUGGCCAGAGGUGAAACAUUUGACGAUUGGAUACGCGAGAUGAUCGGUGUGAGAACAGAUGCAUUUGGUGUUACAUCAGCAAAUUCGAGACGAAAGCUGCAAUAUUAUGAUCCUUUCAUUCUUGCUUCUCAGGCCGAUCAGGUUUGUUAUAUCAAGUACCCCCGGAUAAGGAACAGAGAUGAUCCAUGGGUUACUCGAGAAGAUGUGGCGAGGGUUGGCCUUGUAGUAAUUUCACCGACCCGAGAGGAAGCCGUCGUUCACGCACGGAUGAACCAGAGAUUGGAGAGUUUCACCAAGAUCCAGAUUCAGAUUCAUGAUGAUGAUGAAACGGAAUCAGAAGUUGCGGAGUUUGUUCGACACCAGGGUCGUGACCAUCUUCCAUAUCUCACUCAGUAUCCACGUGGACAGGGUCAGACAUGGUUCGACCGAUCCGGGAACGGGAUCAGCGGAUGGAUCAACCGUAUGAUGUACUCGUCCCUCGACAAUGGACAUCCGACUUUCACCGACUUCCCUCUCGAGAAGCAGCAUAUGUGGUUUCAACAGUUUGCGCAAGAAUUCAACUGGAAUGCCGAUGAUACGUUGUUUAUCUAUUACCACUUCGUCCAUAAAGUUAUGGACAACUAUGGGAAGCAGAUGCACUCGUGGAAGAAGAAGUGGGAAAUAAACAAGGUUCCAAAGGGGAUGGACCCCGACGUCUGGCGGGAGUUGGGUGUGCAUUGGAGUAAGAACGAAGUGAGAGCAACUUCUUCCACCAACUCCACCAACCGCAAGAGCGACCGUAAGGGGAAGGGCAUGUACGUCCAUAACUUGGGUGCUCAAUCUUUAGCCAGUCUGGGAGAUCGCUUGGCGGAAGAAAAUGAGGGGGAGCCGGUUGAUCAUCUCCGCCUAAUAAAGACGGCGUAUACCAACAAGAAGACCGGCGAGAUUGAUGAUGGUGUUGUGAGGGAUGUGGUCACCCUCAUCGACAGUCAGAUGGAACAGGAAGUGUCUCAGCUUCAAACCGAGGAUGACGAUUCGACGGGAUCGACCGGCUCGCCUCGGGUUCGGAUCAACCAAAUCGUUGAAGCGUCGGUUCCAAAGAAGAAGGGCCGUUUGUUCGGUUUGGCUCGUCGGUCUCCCUCGGUUCCGUCUGCUUCUGCACCACCACCGUCCUGUGUUGAUCAAGAAGUCCUUCUGAGUCAGAUGAGGGACAAGGAUGCUCGCAUAUCUGCGUUGGAGUCCAUGGUGGCGAGUCAAGAGGCGGGCUGGGAGGCACAGAGGAAGUUGAACGAGCAAAUGAUGGCGAUGAUGAGGAGCAUGAACCCGAACGCCAACGUGGACUUCCCGACCAUGCCAGACCCGGACUUCCAAAACCCCGUAGUUUAA